This is a messenger RNA of Rotaria sp. Silwood1, 2001 nucleotides long. Lineage: Eukaryota; Metazoa; Rotifera; Eurotatoria; Philodinida; Philodinidae. The record is from the annotation of a GenBank genome assembly.
AUGUUUUUUUUCAUUGAAAAACGAACAUCUUCUAUUAUUUUUCAUAUACUCGUGGCUAAAAUUCGAAAUCGAGCAAAAGUGGAUCCAAGUGGAUUCCAGCCUGGUCUUGUUGACACGCCUGGUGCUGGUGGAGUUUGGCAAGGUCCACCACCAGGUUCACAACCACCAUCACAAAAUCCAACUCAUUUAAUUCAUCCACCACCUCCACCUCAUCAUCAUCCUGGGAUUAAUCCUGGACGUAUACCAAUUAUGCCACCACGAGAUGUACAUUUUCCUCCACAACAUAUGCGAUCGUUUAGGCCAUCAUUACCUCCUCCUCCUCUAUCGCCUGAAUAUCGACUGCAUGAUUUAAAUAAACGUUUAUCAAUGAGAACAGAAGAAUGCGAUAGUCAAUGGUGGGAUGCAUUUGUAAAUGAAUUUUUUGAAGAAGAUGCAACAUUAACAAUAUCAAUUUGUUUAGAAGAUGGACCUAAACGAUUUAGUAUCAGUCGUAUAUUAAUUCCACGUUUUUUUCGUACAUUAUUUGAUGGUGGUGUUAAUGAAGUUUAUUUUCAAUUAAAACAAACGAAAGAAAUUUUUCAUAGUCCAACAAUAUCAUUAGAUUGUGAACAAGCAUCAAUGGUAACUUGUUUUGGAAAACCGCCACAUAUUAAAGUUUGUACAGAAGGACAUCUUAUACUUGAAUAUACAUUUGAUGAUUUAAUGCGAAUAAAAUCUUGGCAUUUUGCAAUAAAACAAUUUCGGGAAUUAAUUCCACGAAGUAUUGUUGCCAUACCGACGGAUAAUCCAAGUUAUCUUGAUCAAUUAUCAAAAAAUUUAACACGAAGUGGAUUAACAUCUGUUAUGUUGAAUUUUCUCAGGUUAUGUGAAAUUCUUGAACCAAUGCAAGAAUUAAUGUCACGUCAUAAAACAACAACAUUUUCUCCGCGUGAUUGUUUAAAAACAAUUUUACAUCAACGUUGGUCAAAAACUUGUUCAGAAUUUCCUCUGAGUCCUUCAUUUUCAACAACAUUACCAUGUCAAACAGUUCUAGUAUCAGACAGUCGACCACCAGCAAAACCACGACGAAAAAGAAAAUCAACAGCAACAAAUAAUACUAAUACACCAGGAACUAAUAAUACUACUCCAAAUCCUAUAUCGACAUCUAAAGAUGCGAAUAUAAAUCAUUGUACAAUUUCAACACCAACUAAAAAACGUUCACCAGCUAAUACAACUUAUUCUCAACCAUCAACACAAGGAACAAUAACUCCAAAUAUGAAUAGUAUGCCUGGGGAUGUAAUGAUUGUUGGUGAACCAUCAUUAAUGGGUGGUGAAAUGGAUGAUGAAGAUGAACGAUAUAUAACUCGAUUAGAAAAUACUCAAUUUGAUCCAAAUGCAACAACAUCUAGUCAUCAUCAACCACAAUAUCUUUCACCUACUCAUCAAAUGUUACCAAGUUUUCAUUCACAACAACAACAACAAAAUCCAAAUCUUCAAUCUAUACUUCAUCAAAAACAACAAUUUAUACCUAAUUCACCACUUGUACAUACAAAUCAAAUAAAACGAGAACAAAUGUCAUUUCCUGGAUCACCUCAACAGCAGCAGCAGCAAUUACCAUCAAUGUUUUCUACUGGUGGUCCAUCAACACCAACACCAAAUGCAAAUUCAAAUAUAUUUCCACCACCCGUGACACCAAUUAAUGGUGAUUUAUCAACAAGUGGAAAACGAAUAUCAACAACAUCAAAUAUUUCUGUAUCAGGAAAUAAUUCUUCUAAUUCUCCACCAACACCAUCUUCAACAAAUCAUAAUCAGACUCCUUCUACACCAGUUCUACCAUCAUCGACAAAUCCUCCGACAACACCGACGAAUUCUUCUUGGAAUAGUUCGACAACUAAUCCUAGUAAUUCUUCUUCUUCAAAUAAUCCAAUUAUUAGUGAAAGACAACAAGAACCACAUACACCACCAGCGACACCUCAACAACAACAACAACAGCAACAACAAACAAUUGCUACAGCCUCAUAA